Messenger RNA from Macrosteles quadrilineatus (aster leafhopper), 925 nucleotides. RefSeq names its product alpha-crystallin A chain-like. The record is from RefSeq and is a predicted model, not a curated record. Gene Ontology annotation, biological process: response to heat; protein refolding. Lineage: Eukaryota; Metazoa; Arthropoda; Insecta; Hemiptera; Cicadellidae. The coding region runs from base 147 to 677 and encodes 176 amino acids. Gene Ontology annotation, molecular function: protein folding chaperone. The transcript is spliced from 3 exons.
CAGCUGAUUUCGCCGGCAGUUUGAAAGAAGACGUGACGUGAGUUACAGAGCGUGCAUCCACUGUGAAAGUGAUUUUCUGCGGUUUUCGCUGCUUUAAUUUUGUUUGUGAUUGAAUUUUGAAAUUGUGCUUACUCUAUUCUGAAGAGAUGUCGCUGGUUCCAUACCUUGUGAAUGAACUGCUGAGUGAACUGGAUCGUCCGGCGUACGAUCAUCACUGGGGCUACCACCCUUACGAGCGCCUCAGCAUCACUCCUCUGCGCACCGGCUACCUGCGACCCUGGCGCGCACUGAGACAUGACAACAGCGGCGUGUCUUCUGUCGUUAGCGACAAGGACGGCUUUAAAGUCAGCUUGGACGUCCAGCAGUUCAAGCCGGAGGAGUUGUCUGUCAAGGUGGUUGAUGACUACAUCUGCAUCGAAGGUAAACAUGAAGAGCGCAGUGAUGAGCAUGGGUUCAUCUCCCGUCAGUUCACCCGUCGGUACAAGUUGCCAGACAAUGUAGACAAGGCUGCUCUGACCAGCUCUCUGUCAUCUGAUGGCGUUUUGCAGCUACAUGCACCCAAGCUCGCCCUGCCCAAUGCCAAGGAACGCCCCAUCCCCAUUACUCAGACCAACCAGCCAGCUAUCAAACCAUCUGACAAGAAAGAAGAGAAGAAGUUAGAGAAAAUGGAAAGUUAAAUCCCUAGGCCUAAGUAAUUUUGAAUCGAUCAAAUGUGUGUUGUAUUAGUGUUUAUCUGAACACUCUUGCGAGUAUUGUUUCUGUUUAAUGUACACUAUUAUAUUUGUUGUUCCUUGAGAUGGAGUAAGUUUGGUUCCUAAAUUAAGUAUUCUCAGGAAAUCAAAGUGCUAUACUUUAUUUGUAAGUUAAGACUGAAUGUAGUAUUAUUUAAGCUUUUAUACUUUAAUAAAGUUGUUUAUACAGUAAA